UCGAUUUUGUUUGGAUGUGCCUGUCCCAUUGGGUUAGUUUAUUUGCUCUCGCUGAAAGGUUUCGAUCUUGAUUGCUACAUCAGUCUGUAGCUACAUAUUCCGUCUGGAAUGGGUGGGGGUAACGCUCUCGUGAUAUCUAAAUAAACGCCCCCAAAAACACACGCACGAAAUUGUGGCAACAAAAUUCAGUUGAAACUUCCAUUCUGUUGGCAUCAUGUGGUGGUCGGUGUUGCUCGGGAUCUGCCAAGUGGCCUCAGCCACCAAGUGGUACAGCGGUGGAGCAGACUUCAACAGUCCCAGCGCUUGGGUGGAUGAGUACAUGCCCUGUCCGCAGGAUUUGGUGGUGUUUCCCACACACUUUCCGGCCAUUCUGCCACUGCCAGAGAGCAUCUCCAUUGAUGGCUUGGUUUUGCCCCGGGAUGGGGCCAUCCUAAUAGCCGAGGAGUCCACCAUAAGCUUCGGCGCUGCAAGGAACUCCAAGUGUGACAGUGACGAGAGGAAGGCACACCUGAAGCCACCCAAGUCAAGCAAAUGGUUUGACCCACAGACCUGGAAGUGGGCGGAUCUCUCGAAGAGUGGCUCCUCCCCCGUGCCGGAGCUGGAGCGGGUGCCCUGCGACGAUGAGCAGGUUAUUGUCAAGGGCCAUGCUGCGCUCGCCUUCGAUCUGGAGAAUGUGCAGCACCUACGGUUGGGUCAGCUGAUCCUCGCUGGCUCCUCCAUCUCCAAGUUCUACUUGGAGCAGCUCUUGGCCCGAGAUUUGGGCAGAUUUCUCUUCCACAAUGCUCGGGACGUUCAGGUGGAGUACUAUCGCGGUGAGUUGUGUGGCUGCCACAAGGACUUUGAUCGCCUCAUCGAGCCCGUCUGCCACAACGUUCAGGAGCAGUGCGAGGCGCCACAUUGCCUGUCGCCAGUGCGUCCCUUUGGCUCCUGUUGCCUCAUCUGUGGCGCUGUCCUCACCAUGCCCCGCCAGCACUGCUCCGAGGAGGAUCGCAGGACUCUGCUAACGGAACUCAAUCUAAUGAUGGUGGAGCAGGAGCUGGAGGAUAAGAUUCAGCUGCAUGUGGAUCACGUGAGCUCCGAGCAGUACGGCAGCUUCCUGCAGGCCAUCGUCACGGAUCGGGGCGGCUACAACCAGCGGAGUGUCGAGUUCGUGCAGUUCCUCACCGAGCAUCGCAAUCGGAGCAGCUUUCUGGCCAAGCAGCUGGGCGUGGAGCUGAAGGCAUCCGGUCGUCCCCACAAUCCGAAUGUCAGCUUUGCCUCCGUUCUCCUCAUUCUCUUCUGCAUGGCCCUGGUGGGCGUUGUGAGUGUCAUCAUUUUGGCCCACUUUAUGCCCGAGAAUCCCCACCUGAAUCGCAUUCCCCAAUGGAUACACGAUCCACGUCGCUGGCGCUGGCGCUGGCAUCACUUGGGUGUCCGACUGCGUCGCAAUCCGCUCUUCAAUCGCUUCGAGAAUGCCGCAGCUGGUGGCGGCCACAAUGAUGAGGCUGUCGGUGCUGCUGGCUCUGGUGUGGAUCGUGUCACUGUCAUGGGCUACGAUCCCGGCAGCGAUGAGGUGCGUGAGAGAUCCUUUGACAAUCCCAUGUUCGAGCAGGGACCAACUGCGGACAGUCCCAAAGAGUCCCAAGAUCGGCCAGAGUUGAUGGCUGCUCCGCCUGCCAUGGAGACCGGUGAUCUGGACAGCUGCAGUGGUAGCGUGGAGGAGCAGGAGCUGACCGAAAUCAAUUUGGAGUCUUCCGAGGGCGAAACCGAUGAGGAGGCGGAAAUCUAACUUUUAUUUGUAUUUAUAAGCAUGACAUAACCUCACAUCGAAUCAAUUAUCAGCGACCAAUCGAUAAAUCAAAAAAAGAAGCAGUUAGCAGUCCUUUAAUGACGCAGCCACGCUUUUAGUUGAGUUGGCCUUGCCCCUUGACCUUCAGCGGGCACUCAAUGGAAUCGAUAGUUGCCGUUACUUGCGAGCAGCUAUUGUCAUAAAUAAAUGUACAGGUCUAUUCAUA
Messenger RNA from Drosophila subobscura, 1994 nucleotides. It is a transcript of the gene Amnionless, whose product is annotated as protein amnionless. Gene Ontology annotation, cellular component: apical plasma membrane; endocytic vesicle. The record is from RefSeq and is a predicted model, not a curated record. Gene Ontology annotation, biological process: receptor-mediated endocytosis; intracellular protein localization. Lineage: Eukaryota; Metazoa; Arthropoda; Insecta; Diptera; Drosophilidae. The transcript has a single exon. The coding region runs from base 215 to 1768 and encodes 517 amino acids.